UUUAGACGCGGAUACAGCCAUACAGGUACAACAGCCUCCUCGGCCCAUGUGUGCUGUGCUCACCAAUUUAUUCGCAUUCCAAAUUCCAUCCAGCCUGCUCGUUGCUUCGCCUUUGCGCUUUGGCCUCUCGCCGCGCCGGCUCCGCCGUCCGCGUUCUUCGCCACAUCUCUUUCUUCCCGGACUCCGGCGCUCCCCCGCGGACGUACCGGCCAUGGAUCCCCCAUCCGCUCAGGUGAUGUCCACGACCGACGACUUCCAGGACAAGGCCGUCGACGAGUGUUGCUCUUGCUGCUACGAUUGCUGCUCCAGCAUCCUGGACUUCCUCUGCUGCUCGUCUUGAUCGAUCGAUGUCGAUGCUGAUGCUGCUCCUCGACGGCCCUGCGGAAUUUCUCAAGGAAGCGGAGGCCGGCCGGCCACACCGUCGCCUCGCUGAUCUUGGAUUCUAGGAUGUCGUGGGAUUCGUAUGUUCUUUAUGAGGUCCUUCGGUGACGAUAUUUGUAAAGCCGGAUUCAGUUCGUCAGUAACAGUAAGGAAACUUGAUAGACUGCUGCACUAAUCUUCAACCCUGCGGCGAUUUCCUUGUCAGAAAACUUUCUGUGCGCUUGCAGAUCGAUUCUCUGUUUGGAAUUCUUACGGAUGACGUGCGCUCGCACUUGAUACGCUGCUGUAUUACACAUUUAUUUACGUUUCUUGUGCACUGAACAUUGGCAACCAGAGCACUUCAAGUCCUCUUCCCUGCA
Messenger RNA from Sorghum bicolor (sorghum), 740 nucleotides. RefSeq lists its product as uncharacterized. The transcript is spliced from 2 exons. Bases 47 to 340 code for a protein of 97 amino acids. The record is from RefSeq and is a predicted model, not a curated record. NCBI's taxonomy places the organism in Eukaryota, Viridiplantae, Streptophyta, Magnoliopsida, Poales, Poaceae.